GACAGCUAUUUGCGGGCCGCCACGCCUAAAUAGCUAAAAUAAUCGAUAGAUUCAUUCAUCUUCCUUUGCAAUCCUCGAAGGUCUACUAUGCAUAUAUCCAUCCAUACAUGCAGGAGGGAGGGAGAAUGUUAGCUAGACGCCAGCAGUACAUCAUGCCGUAUAAACAUUUAAUCCCGAAGCCAAUGAAUAAGACACUGCUUCUUGUCACAAAAGCCGGUGAACGAAUGUUUUAUACUGACUUCGUUGCCGUAAUGGUUUUAUGCAGAUAGCGAAGUGAUCCUAUUUUGUCGUUUAUCACAUUUAUUCACCAUAUCAUCGAAUAAAUGCGUUCCUCGACUUUUUGAUUAACUGCGCCUUUUCCACGAUCUUCCGCGGAUGGGAAAUACAGGCAUCCAAUAAACACCCAGGCUCUAAGCUGCCGCGCACAAUAACACCCCUUCAUCGUGCAGCGCCACGGCACAUGCGUGUGCCGCCUUUCCUUAAGAAAGCAGUAUUCCACUUGGUUACAUUCCACUGAUUUCCAGCAGCAUGCAGCAAUAUCCCAGUGCGCACCAUCACCUCGAAUGUUGCUCACACUAUACUGUACACGUCUUACUACGGACACAACGUAACUUGCCGUUGCACACGUUGUCGUGAUGUCCCUCCAAUGAGGAUAUAUAUCGCUAAAACGAGGAUGGCGUGUGUGAUUCGUUUGCCGACCAAAGGUACCCCUGUACGUCGUAUCCCAUGACGUCGCCGACGCGGCCCGCACCGCAAGCGGUCAAUCCGCCCUUGAAGCGCGUAGUGCAUCCGUCCCAGCGGUCCAUACUGCGGCUGGUGUGGCAGGAACUGUUGGGAUUGUUUUUUGGCUUUGUCCUCCUCGUUCCCACGCUGCUGCUGCUGGUGAUCCUGCUGCUGUCACUGUUUGCCGGAUGGUGCCUUGAUGUUUUUAUAGCGGCUUUUCUGCGUGAUGCCUAUCCGGGAUUCAAACGAUUAUCGCCGCUUGACGCUAUAUGGCUAGAUCAAACUGAUCCCAAAGCAUCACCAGUGAGCGUCGCGCUAUUAACAGUGCAGCAUGGACUGUCCUUCCAGGAAAUUAAAAACUUAAUUAUGGAUCGCGUGAUUCUGGCCAAGGAUGAUAAUGACAACGUCAUGUAUCCACGUUUCAUGCAGAAGAUCAUUAAGAUCGCCGGUGUCAAUGCCUGGGUGUUUGACGAUUUCGAUGCCGGCAAGCACAUUGUGCCCAUUCCGGACGAGGUGUCGUCGUAUGAACUGCUGCGGCCCUACAUGACCGAGUUAUCCCGCACCGCCUUGCCGCUUAACCGACCACUAUGGAUGCUGCAUGUUAAGGCCGAUUUCGACACGUCGGAGGGCGAUACGGUGUUAUUAUUUCAUUAUCAUCAGUCGCUAACGGAUGGGAUCUCCUUGGUGAAGAUCCUGUGUCGAUCGAUUACCGACAAAACGCAGGAUGUUUACCAUAUCAAAAGCCGAUUUGGCGGCUUGAAUUUCACAAUAAACACCAUCCGCUCGGUCGUCAUGGCCAGUAUAUUCUUCUUUAACAAAAUGAUCUUUCGACCGCGUGCCGACUGGAAUAAAGUGCAUAAUCCCUUCUACGGCAUCGGCGGAACGGUUGGCAGUCAGAAUAAAGUGGCAGUGGCGGCGCCGAAAAAAGCGGAAAUGUUCUGGUCAACACCAUUGUCGCUGGAUGUGAUCGACAGGAUAUCGCUGGUAACGCGCAACGCUCUGCACAAUGUUCUAUUAUCUUGCCUCAGUGGAGCUAUUCGAUCGUCGCUUGUGGCCGAUGGAGUCCAUCGGGUUACUGCCAUUCACGCUUCGAUACCGGUGGAUUUACGCAGACCGUUAGCGUCAGUGACGAACGCCAUCGAUAUGGGCAAUCAAUUUGUCUUGCUCAACCUAAAAUUACCAACAGGAACAAUUGGAUCUAUUCCUCGAUUAUGGAAGAUUCGCCAAGAAGAAGAUCAGAUGAAAAACACUAGCAAUACUACCUCCAUGUACUGGAUCAUCCAGAUUUUUGGCCAUAUAUUUCCCAUUGCGUUUGUGCGGAGUCUUGUGGCGCGUUCGGUCAUCUCUUGCUGUACCAUAGCUAAUAUACCAGGACCCGAUGCUCAAUUGUUUUUAGAGCAAAAACCUAUUAAAUCAUUAUUUUUUUGGCCUCCAUCCAUGACCUCUCGGAAUUUGUUGUCGGUGACAUUUUUUACAUAUGCGGAAAAAUUGUACAUGGCUAUCGCCGCUGAUCCUGAUGUAUGUGAUGCCAAAAUUCUUGCCACAGAAUUCUCUCGUCAGAUAAAAGAAUUAUCUGAACUAUUAGCCAACAGACGUGCUCCAGGAGAAAUUAAACGGCGCCAUUCGGAAAGCCGCGAGCCUCCUCAAGUGCUGCGAACCAGAAUUCUCGAAGUGCAACGUGCGCUUCUCGAAGCACAGCUAGCGAUAUCCACCGCAUCCGUCCAAGACAAAGCCAAGAGCGAUGAGCUCAUUGACCAAACCAACAGAGUGGAAGCGCUGAAGGAGGAGCUCAUGGAAAUGAUCUCGAUGGCCCGCCGAAGGAAGAGCGUUGUUCAGGGCGUCUCCAUGGAUUUUGAAGAAGAUGAAGAUAUGCUCAACGAGAUCCGCUCAGGCAUGACAUCGCCGCGCAGACGAGCCAGCUCAGUCAGUUCGGUCGAAAGUGUCCGCGUGUUCGCCGUGACCCCCACUCGUCUUUCGGGAGAUGCCCGUGAAUCCAUCGCCACAAGCGUGUCGCGUUCCAGAACAUACAGCAAUAUGUCCGAAACCACAUCGUCCCGAGCGCCAACCAAGAAAGUCUCUCAUACGGUGAUUUAUGUUUCGCCCGACAGUGAAUCAAACGACUCAGCUCAAAUCCCGUGAAAAGCCAUAUUCAGUAUUUUCUGUACUAUAAAAUUUUAAAAAAAUGGAAUGUUUAUCGACUCACAUUAAACAUGUUGUACACUUUCAGUAUUUUGUAUUAAAAACACCAAUCAAGUUAUAACAAAAAUUAGUCAGAAAGAUCACAAAACUGGUUAGCCACCGGCACUAGCACUGGACGUCGAAAUCAAAGCCCCUCACGCUCAGCUAAGCAAUUCCACAAUAACGACAAUUCCCAGGUCUUCCCGUUCUCCUUCUCUUCAUUUCCGUGCAACAUCGUAAUUCUUCACAAACCAAUCGCAACUUUCCUUUA
Messenger RNA from Paramacrobiotus metropolitanus, 3172 nucleotides. RefSeq lists its product as uncharacterized. NCBI's taxonomy places the organism in Eukaryota, Metazoa, Tardigrada, Eutardigrada, Parachela, Macrobiotidae. The record is from RefSeq and is a predicted model, not a curated record. Gene Ontology annotation, biological process: triglyceride biosynthetic process. Gene Ontology annotation, cellular component: plasma membrane. Gene Ontology annotation, molecular function: long-chain-alcohol O-fatty-acyltransferase activity; diacylglycerol O-acyltransferase activity.